GCCACGACAGAACAAUGAGGGUAGUUUCGAAGGUGGAUUUUAGGUAGUAGUUUUCGAAUUGGUUUCUGUUCGGGUUUUUGUUAGAGAAUUUCUAAAGAAUACUGCAUUCUCAAAAGAAGCCAAAGGUGGUCUGCAGUUUUGGCGUCAAUGUCAUGGGUUGACAUGUUUUCUGGGUAUGUGGAUGUAGCUAACUUCUGCCCUAACUAAAGAAGGGAGCCUUCAUCAUAACUCUACCCUGGCUUUGUUCCACCAACUCCUUCCUCAGAUACCCACUGUUGUUAUUUUUUAAAUCUCCUCCUUGUCCUCCCACCCCCAGCUUAAGCCAAUGAGUACCAGAGGGAUCAAACAGUCUCAACCUAGGCAAUGGCUUACUACCUCAAGUCAGAAAGCCACCUAGACCCAGGACCCAUCUACGUGCGAGAAAAUGGGCAGCUGCACAUGGUCAAUCUGGCUCUGGAUGGGGUCAGGAGCAGCUUGCCGAAGUCAAAGCCCUUCAGACUGUUUCCCAAAGGCUUUUCCGUGGAGCUUUGCAUGAACAGGGAAGAUGACACUGCACAGAAAGAGAAGACUGAUCACUUCAUCUUCACAUAUACUCGGGAAGGGAACCUUAGGUACUCUGCCAAAUCCCUCUUCAGCCUCGUCCUGGGCUUCAUCUCCGACAAUGUUGAUCACAUUGAUUCCCUUAUUGGCUUUCCUGAGCAAAUUGCUGAAAAGCUGUUCUCUGCUGCUGAAGCCAGGCAAAAAUUCACACAGCCAGGUGCUGGGCUGAGGGCCCUACAGAAAUUCACUGAGGCCUAUGGAAGUCUGGUGCUUUGCUCCCUAUGCUUGCGAAACAGGUAUCUGGUGAUUUCACAAAAACUUGAGGAGAUUAAGUCUUUCCGGGAGCUGACCCGCUUGGAUCUUUCCUGUUGCAAACUUGGAGAUGAGCAUGAGCUUCUAGAGCAUCUCACCAAUGAGGCCCUGUCUAGUGUAACUCAACUACAUCUGAAGGAUAAUUGUUUAUCUGAUGCUGGAGUACGGAAAAUGACAGCACCAGUUCGAGUGAUGAAAAGAGGCCUUGAGAAUCUAACACUGUUAGACUUAUCUUGUAACCCUGAGAUCACAGAUGCUGGAAUUGGAUACCUCCUUUCAUUUAGAAAACUAAACUGCUUAGAUAUCUCUGGAACUGGGCUCAAGGAUAUCAAAGCUGUCAAACACAAACUCCAGACUCACAUAGGCCUUGUUCACUCCAAAGUGCCUUUGAAGGAAUUUGAUCAUAGUAACUGCAAGACAGAGGGCUGGGCUGACCAGAUUGUUCUGCAAUGGGAGCGUGUGACCGUAGAAUCAGUGCAACCACGAAAAAACAUGGACCUUCGAAAAACAGCUCUCAACUUCUAUCAGACCCGGGCGCCAAUGGAAGCCUCAAGGAAGUGUCCCCUGGCAGACACCCACAUGAACUCUUCUGGGAAACUCCAGUUCUAUAGAGAGAAAGCCUCAGACUGCCAUGGGCCAUCAUUGAAACAUGAAGCUGCCUUGAGCCAAGAGACAAAGAAGAGCAAGAAGAGAGCUUUUGAGGAGUCAGAGCCCGAACAGAAUAACACUCCACAGUCUUCAAAGCAGAAAUAUGUAUGUCUGACUGUGGACGACUGGGACUUGUUAAAUUCCUACUGACUGGGAGUUAGAAGUUGACCUCUCCCCUCAAGUGCUAAUGCACGAGGAAAGGGGACUGGUGAUGAUUUACUUUUUGUUUGAAUUUACCUAUGGCAUUAGUGUAGCAAGCAGAAAUUUAUACUUUUUGUGGUGGGGGGGAAUACUAUGGAAGUACGUGAUAAUUUCUAAUGUAUAUUUUCAAUACAUAGUAAUUUUUUCAAAUAAACCUUUUUGCUGUCCUUAA
Perognathus longimembris pacificus (Pacific pocket mouse) is the source of this 1873-nucleotide messenger RNA. RefSeq names its product leucine rich repeat containing 42 (gene Lrrc42). The record is from RefSeq and is a predicted model, not a curated record. Gene Ontology annotation, molecular function: protein binding. Lineage: Eukaryota; Metazoa; Chordata; Mammalia; Rodentia; Heteromyidae. The transcript has 8 exons. Bases 364 to 1650 code for a protein of 428 amino acids.